This is a messenger RNA of Panonychus citri (citrus red mite), 4532 nucleotides long. RefSeq lists its product as uncharacterized. The transcript is spliced from 3 exons. Gene Ontology annotation, molecular function: transcription coactivator activity. The coding region runs from base 1871 to 4075 and encodes 734 amino acids. Gene Ontology annotation, biological process: regulation of transcription by RNA polymerase II. Gene Ontology annotation, cellular component: mediator complex. NCBI's taxonomy places the organism in Eukaryota, Metazoa, Arthropoda, Arachnida, Trombidiformes, Tetranychidae. The record is from RefSeq and is a predicted model, not a curated record.
AAAUCAACUCGAUUUUAUUUCUGUUGAUGUUUUCGUAGAAUUUUUUUGUUUCUUUCUUCUUCUUUAAUCUGUUUGUUGAUAUUACUACUUGUGAGUAUUUCAUUAGAAGAAGAGAAAACCUGAGAAUCAAUUGAGAUUCUGUUCUCUUUAAUCUCUACAUUUUCUGUUUUCCUUUUUUUUAUUUUUCGUUCCAUUCUCACCUCAUGUUAAUGUUAUUGUCUAUUGUUGCUUUUGGUGGUUCCUCUUUACUUUCCAUCAUUUUCUUCAGCAAACUCAUGGAGUUCAUGGAGAUGGUGUGAUGAUUGAGAUGAUGAUCAUCUCUAAAGAAUAGUCAACAGGAGCUGUUACGAUUUCAUCUCAUUUUGUCUUCUCUCUCUCUCCCAAUCUGAUUCUCUGUUAUUUUUUUCCAUUUUUACACCAAAAAGGAACAGUUAUUUUCUCAAUUCUUAUUUGCUCUUUCAUCUUUCUAUUAUUAUUUCUAAUCUCAUUACCGUUCUCAUCAUUAUCUACUUUUCUUCAUAUUAUUUUGAACAUUAUCUCUUCUUUUCAUCAAGUACAAUUUGUGUUUUCUAUUCUACUCAUUUCAUAAUCUAAAUAUCUCCCUGAAUACACCUACAUCUCUAACAUGGUCAAUUCUGUUCUCAACUCAUCAUUAUCUUUUCCUUGUUUCCUCUCAUGGUUUAUUUUACCUUCUCCUCAUUGGAAUCAAUUUCCUUUUUAAUCAUCAUCAUUCUCCAUCAACAUUUAUCAUCUUUAUCUUCACCAUAACCAUAAUCUUCUUUUUAUCCUCCGGGUUCAUCUUCUUUACCACCACAAUCAUCAUCAUCAUCAAACCCAAAAUAAUUAAUUUUACUUGAGUUUUAUUGUUUAGAUUUUCAUCUUCUCUAUUAUUUCAACCAGUUUUCUUUACCUUUCUCAUCCUCCAAGUUGAUUUAUUAAUUCUGUGUGUAUUCAAGAUCAUCUUAUAUUCCAAUUGUCAUUCAAUUAAUCAAUAUUCUAACAAGUGAACAUAAUAUCAUACAAAUUUCCAUCAAUUUUCAAACGUUAAUCUUGACAAUUUAAAUAUACAAUUCUUAUUUUCCUUUCAAAUAUAAGGAUUUUCCUUCAUUCUCUCUUUCCUGAUAAACCAUUUCCAAAUCUUUAUCAAUUGUGUUCCUCAUCUAAUUUAAAAUUUAUCCUCAAUUACAACCAAUUGGAUUAACAAUAUUUUCACCAGAAAAAAAACUUUAAUAAGAGAUUAAGAGAUGACAUAUUAACUCUUCCAAUCUACUGUUGAUGUAAAUUAGUUUCUCUUUAACCUUUUGUAAAGCCUUUGGAUUUUCUCGUCAAUUUUUACGAUUAAUUAAUCAACUGGUCAAGUUAAUUACCGAAUCUAAACAAACAAAAAGGAUAACAAAACUCUGUUAAUUUCCAGUGACAUUGAAAGUAUUGAACUCUAAGUAUUACCUUGUAUUUUCUGUAAUAGAGAGAGAGAGAAGAAAAAGAAAAAAAAACCUUGACUUUUCCUCUUCUUCUCACUUUUUCAUCCUCAUCCUCAUCUUCAUCAUCCUAGUUAAUCAAUAACCUGAAUUAAUGAUGUUACUCUCCGCUCAAUCUGUGAAUAGAAACCAUGAUCUUCAACAAUUGUAACACCCAAAUUGUUACAAGAUUAACUAAAAUAUUCCAAAUCAACUAUUGUGAUUUAAGCUUUUUACCUUUUAAUCUUGAUUUUUGGAUUACAUUGAGAUACUAAGUGAGCUUAAUCAAUUAAGAUUUCGUUUUAAUCUUAAUCAUUUAUCCUGAUAAUUUAAUAUUCCAGCUUAUUGGAUAUGAGUUGUUCUUGUCAUCAAUAUCUCAAUGAUUCAACUGAUAACACUUUCUACCAAGACGAAUGCUUGAUAAAAGUUUACUAGAUAAGAAUGACACCGAUUCUGAAGAUGAAGAUAAUGAUGUAUCACCAUCAUCUCAUGUACAAUCACCACCACCACCAUCAACAACAACAACAACAACAACAUCAUCAUCAUCAACAACAACCACCACAACAAUCAGAAAACUAUCUCGACCCAUUGAUCAACCAUCUCUGCAACAACCACCAGUAUCAUUACUACCAAUGCACCAUGCAACAUGUUCAUCGUCUUCAUCAACAUCUCAUGGAUUCAGCAACCAAAGGAAUAACUAUCGAUCUGAAUCAUCAUUAUCAUCAUCUCAUCAUCCAGAAGAUGAUGAUAUGCAUACAGAAAGAAAUGGCGAUGAAGAAGAAGAUGACGAAUAUGAUGAUGAUGGUCAUUCAUCAUCAGCUUCUUAUCAUCUAUCUGACCACCAUCACCAUCAUCAUCAUCAACAACAACAACAACAACAAUCAUCAUCUUCUACACCUCUUCCUACACCACCUCCACCUCCAACAUCAUUACCACCCACUAGUCAACAAUUUUUCCCCAAUCAUCCACAAUUUCGUCAUCAUCUUGCUACUCAUUAUGAACAAGCAACUUUGCCUUCACCAAAUUCAGUUUCAGGCUCAUAUUCAUCAAUCACUGAAUCAAAUAUUAAUCAACGGAUCAAAUUUAUGGUUAAAAAUGCUAAAAAAUCAUCAAUCGAUAAAAAGAAAAGCCAACGUAUCGGUGGAAUCAAAUCAAGGCCAAUUAAAUACUUGAAACAUCCACUUGACCGAUCAAUAGCAUCCUUCUUCCUGUUGACCUUAUUUUUUACUCUUUUAGCUCUUAUAACAGGCCUUCCGGUUGUGUUAACAUUGACCUUACUUUUGGCACUAUCGAUGUUAUUAAUUAAAUGUCUCAAUUGCUCUUGUAAAGGAUAUCCGGCAAACAUGGUACAAGCAACUCCAAUUGAAACAUUCUGGUUAAAUCCAAACGAUUUUACUAAUUCAUCAUCAACCAAAUCAAAUAGCAAUCCAAUGGUCAGUGGUAAUAACAAUGAAAAUAAUGAUACCGUUAAUCCUAAUCCAGAAAAUGAAGAAAACUCAACCAAUGAUCAUCUUAAUCCAUGUAACUGUUUAAUUCCAAAUUCAAUAAGUACUUGCCUUCUUUUCGUUGAUUCUGAAUUGAAUAUUGACCAGUUACGAGAUAUUUUCAUGGCUCGAAUUGUUCAGAAACCGGAAAUGGCUCGUUUUCGAUCAAUUUUAACCUACAAAGGCUUAACUCGAACUCCUAUUUGGUCACGUUUAUCAUACGAAGAGUUUUCAAUUGAGAAGCAAAUAAUUAACGAUCGAUUGAUCAGUUCAAAAGAAGAAUUGAAAAUGCACCUUCUCACUCUGAUGAGAACCAAUUUAUCACCGAAUCUACCGCUUUGGCAGAUAAGACGAUGUUCGGCCACUUAUCUUAAUCAAGUUAUCCUAAUCCUGCGAAUUCACCAAUCAGUUAUCGAUGGAUGUGGAUUAGCUAAACUGUUAGUUCAAUAUUUAGCUGAUCAACCGCCACCAAAGACAACAACCUUUAUCAGAACCACCCAAGGAACCACCGCAUCGACAAGUCACUUUAAGCCUCGUUUUGGUGGCAUUAAUUUUACAAUCAAUCUAAUUCGAGCUGCAAUUGUUGGCCCAUUAACGUUCAGCUUAUGGGUUAUCUGGGCAUUUACUAGGAGAAAAAAUAAUUACCUCAGUAAGGUAGCGGUGGUGAAAAAAUCACCUCGAUCUACCGCCAUGGUCCAUAACGAUUCCAAGAAAGAUAAACUAGUAUUAUCAUCGUCAUCAUCUAAAAAUUCAUGUUCAAAUUCAAAGUAUCUCGAUGAAGCAAUAAUAUCAAACAAUAGCAAUGGUGAAAAUAUUAUCAACAAUGCUACAAGAAAUACUAAUGCAAUCACAACCUCAUCUCCACCAUUAAAUUAUAACAAUAAUAACAAUGGUUCUUGGACGGAACAAUCUAAUCAACAUACUUCCAAUCACAACACCCAACAACAACAACAACAAAACACGAGCCACAUAAUUCACCAAGUAAAUCAAUCUACUGGACAACCGUUGAACUGGAUAAAGUGGUCAGGGUUAAACAAGUUACUCGAAGUUGUCUCAAUGAUGUUAUCCUUGCUGCAGUUACAGGUUUGUCCUCUAAUUGUGUCACAAGAAAGUAACAAGCAAGAUAAAUGUUAAGGAUGAGGAAGAUUAUUAUGAUGAAACAAUUGAAUAAGUUUUUCUUUGUCAUUGGCGGCAGAUUAAGAUCUAAAUCUUGAUCCCUCCAAUUGGAUUACUUUCCCUUGACGAUAUAAUAUUUAGUCGUUUCUCUUACCCCUUUUCAAAUCAUUGAAUUCAAUGAACUUUUUCAAGUUUUUCCUUCUCUCUCCAUGUUACUCUCCAUCAAUCUAAAGUCUUCAGUACCUGAAUGCUAUUAAUCUGGCGAAGAAAUAAAAUUAUUAUUAGAUGAUAAUAACUUGUUUCAUGAUAGAAAUCAUGAUAUUAGCAGAAAUUGUAAUCAAUUUGAUGAAUUUUUUGCACGGAAAUUGUUUGUUUAUUAUUUUUAUAUCUUUUCAGUUGAUGAUUUCAUGUUCAAAGAUCAUUUAACAUGGAACUGUUUUCAUUUAAUUCUGGUUCCAUGAUACUCAAUGAGAAU